ACAUUUUGCCAGGUGAACAUUUACAGUGAAAUAAAAUUCACGUCUGCAGUAACUGUUAUUAAUAUGUGAAUGAAAUAUUUUCUAAGCUGUGGUAUGCCUGAUUAUGGCACCAAGAUCUGCAUUAGGCAGAUCCUAAAUACAUAAUUAAGUACAUACCUAGAGCUGCAACACUUUUCCAGCGGUAAGCCCUAGAUCUGUGCCUACAGUACACUACGGGCCUGCAUUUAACGGUCGCAUAUCUCGCAGGAAUAACACGCUUGUCUAUUAAAUCAACAUGGAAAAUUUACGUAUUGAGACAAUAGAAAUGCACACGGGAGGCGAACCGCUGAGAAUCGUGAAAUCUGGAUUACCGGCGAUCAAGGGGAAAACAAUUCUGGACAAGAGAAGGUAUUUAAAGGACAAUAUAGACAACCUUAGAAAACUGUUAAUCUUUGAACCACGUGGACAUUAUGACAUGUAUGGUGUGUAUCUGGUAGAACCCGAUGUGAUCGGUGCAGAUAUAGGAUGUAUUUUUAUUCACAAUGAAGGAUAUAGUACAAUGUGUGGCCACGCAGUGCUCGCACUCGGGAGAUAUGUCGUAGACCAUGGUAUUGUACGGGAGCCAGUAUCGCCUGAGACCAGAAUCGUGAUGCAGUGUCCAUGUGGCCCUGUUGAAGCAUUUGUCCAAUACGAACACGGAAAAACGGGAAACGUUCGAUUUAAUAGCGUUCCUUCAUUUUUGUUUCAAAAAGAUCUGGAAGUUGACAUCCCGGAUUACGGACAUAUGACGUUAGACAUCAGUUACGGUGGCGCUUUCUACGCCUUAGUGCCAGCAGAACGUUUAGGACUUGAUCUGUCCACUUCGUCCACUGCACAGCUAACCAGUGCCGCAGGCAUAGUUACCGAGACGUUGAAGAAUAUUUUGAAACUUACCCAUCCUAAGAAUGCGGACCUUGCUUUCCUGUAUGGCACUAUACUGACAGAUGGUAAAGAUGAAUACAGCGAUGCUGAAACUGCAAAUAUGUGCGUGUUUGCAGAUAAAGAGGUGGACAGGUCACCAUGUGGAUCUGGGGUAACAGCACGUAUCGCACAACAGUUUCAUCGGGAGUUGAUCAAACUAGAUCAAAAACGUACGUUCAGAGGUCCUGCCGGAUCAAAGUUUGUCGCAAAAGCCGUUAAACAAGUGAAAUUUGGCCCACAUGAUGCGGUAAUUGUUGAAGUGUCCGGUAAAGGACAUUACAUGGGUACCAGCGUCUUUACUCUCGAAGCGGACGAUGAAAUUGGAAAAGGAUUUUUGUUGAAAUAAAGUUUAUAAAUCUU
Mercenaria mercenaria is the source of this 1299-nucleotide messenger RNA. RefSeq names its product trans-L-3-hydroxyproline dehydratase-like. The record is from RefSeq and is a predicted model, not a curated record. Bases 275 to 1285 code for a protein of 336 amino acids. NCBI's taxonomy places the organism in Eukaryota, Metazoa, Mollusca, Bivalvia, Venerida, Veneridae. Gene Ontology annotation, molecular function: hydro-lyase activity. The transcript has 4 exons.